This is a messenger RNA of Chironomus riparius, 680 nucleotides long. NCBI's taxonomy places the organism in Eukaryota, Metazoa, Arthropoda, Insecta, Diptera, Chironomidae. The record is from the annotation of a GenBank genome assembly.
AAUAAAUCAACAAGUGCUCCUCAAUAGCUCUUCAAUUUUUUUAUUUUAUUUGAAUUAAAAAAAAGAGUCUUAUUGCGCUUUAUCAAAAGAAUUGCAAUAAAAUAUAUAAUUUAUUCCAAAAGGGCAGAACGAUUGAUUUGUGAAUUUUGAAAAGUUUUUCACACUUAACUUGAAUGGAUCAAAAAAGGACAGUUUUGGUUGGGAUUUUAGUGAUUUGCAUUUUACUGCCGUGUGCUUUCACAAAACCACAGAUUAAUUCAAACAUUCCGACAUGCGGGAGUAGAACAUCAUGCAAAUGGCUUUAUUACGGAACAGACACGCUGGGAAAACGAUACACAAAGCAGAUAAUCGUAAAUAAUAAAUGUACAUGCUUGCCCUCACAAUCAUGCGUUUAUGAUGAGGAGAAUAUUUCGCUAGAUCUUAUGGUCUAUCGAUGCCGAGACGAUCCAACACCACCAAUCUCAAAACCCGAGAAACCAUCGAAUCAAAGCUCAACUUAAGAAUUAUUGAAUAUACUUUAAGGAAUUUUAAGACCAAAUGUUAGUAUUAGAGAAUUUUUAUAAAAAAAAACCAUCGAGAUUGAAUGAAAGUUCAAUCGUGGUGUCUAGAGACUUAUUAGAUAUAGAACAUGAGACAUGUUUUGCUAAACUUUUAUUUGAAGAUUAAAAUACUUACAGUAG